GGUGUGCAUGUGUGGGUGUUGGGGGAUAAUAGGGCUGUUUUAUUUUUCUUCCACAGAAUGUGAAGAAACAAUAGCUAUGCAUAAAUGGGUACUGCUGUGGGUACGGUGUAAGAACAUUUCCUUAGGAAUGAUUAGGACUAUUUGAACUUAACGAUGUGAGGGAGAAAGCACUUGUUUGUGGGUGGCCUUAAACUUUUAGAUGGCAAAAAGCCAAUAGGCAGGGCUAGAUUACAAAGGAGAGUGCUUGAGUCUCUGUGAUUAACCAAGGAGACACUGCUACAUGAAAACAAGAACAAGGCCUCACCUCGAAGGAAAAAUAGUCCAAACUCUCUUUAUAAAAUGAAUGGCUCUGGCUGUCGGCUCAUUUUGUUGUCUCUGUGUGCAUGUAUUUGACAUCACCUAGAAAAGCAUUUGAAAAAAUAUAUAUAUUUUUAAAUGACCCUUUGGUACCUAAAGGCUGAGAAUAGGGUGUCUUGCUCUGGCUGGCACAACUCCUCGAGCUGCGAACAGACCUGGAGAAAGUCCAGUGGUAACUCCGAGAUGAGAAGUGCCUAGAAAGAUGGGUCCAAAAGCAGAAGACAUGACCUUGGAGAGUCUGGCUGGGAGGAAAGGAGACCUCCCCAAACCAUGAGUGGCACAGACCAUGUCAGACCAUGAGUGGCAUAGAAAAGCUCGCCCGUGCUUCGUGGGGGAAUGGAGCCCCUGGAGUGGUUGUGCAGACCAGUGCAAGCCUACAACCCGUGUGCGGAGGCGCUCGGUGCAGCAGGAGCCUCAGAACGGCGGGGCGCCCUGCCCACCCCUGGAAGAGAGAGCUGGCUGCCUGGAGUACUCCACCCCGCAGGGCCAGGACUGCGGGCACACCUAUGACCAGUGAUCCCAGGCCUGCUUUUGUGACACCCCAUUGUGUCAGAGGGCGUUAUGAAAUUCUCAAAGCAAAUUUAAUUUACUUUCAUGUUCAAAUUCCUGCCUUUAUAACUACCUCUGCAUUCAACAAGGAGAGAACACGACAAGCUACGUCUCCACACUGGUCUACACACACAGAGGAUGCUGGAUACUGUAUGGAGUUUAAGACAGAGUCCUUGACUCCUCACUGUGCUCUGGAAAACUGGCCCUUGACUAGAUGGAUGCAGUAUCUCCGAGAGGGAUACACGGUGUGUGUGGAUUGUCAGCCUCCAGCUAUGAACUCUGUGAGCCUUCGUUGUUCUGGAGAUGGCCUGGACUCCGAUGGAAAUCAGACUCUCCAUUGGCAAGCAAUUGGUAAUCCUCGGUGUCAAGGAACUUGGAAAAAAGUUCGGCGAGUAGACCAGUGUUCUUGUCCAGCUGUUCACAGUUUUAUUUUUAUAUAGAUGGUGAUAUAAAUAUUUCCAAAUGCAUUUGUAAACAUUCUAAAUAUUCUCAAGUCAUGUUCAAUGUUUCCUAAACCUUCAAUUUUGGCCAAAGUCCCCAAACACAUCAUUGCCACACUCUGAAGUAGAGAAAGAAAAUUUAGGGGCCAGUUCUCAAGGAACACAGGUCCUUUAUUUUUAUUUUAACUAAGUUGAAGACCCACUCAAAAAGCUCUUGUGGUUUUAUGUUCUUGACCUUUCAACUGGAGUCCUCUCAUUCAGCAGGUGGCCCGUGAGACACAGAAUACAUGUCUGUUUGCUAAAGUAAAAUUACUGUAACUCAGUCCGAUUAUUGGUGACGGAAGUGUCAUUUAAGGGGAUCUAUGUUUUGAACCUUGCAGUCUAUUUUAUAAUCUUUUAAAAGUUUCUCACUUUAAAACAUGUAUACAGGUAUGCACACUCUACACAUAUAUUUCCAUAUAUUUAAUAUUCCAUAAAUUCUGAAAUAAUUUCAAGCAAAUUAUCACAAAUAAUUUUUCCACAGGGCAAAUUAUUUAAAAUUUUAGUAAGCAUUCUGUAAUGAAAAACCAAGUUAUACUAAAAACAUUUUUUGAAGAAGAAAUUUUUUUUUUGCUUAAGAAGUGAAAGGAUCAAAUGCUCAUUGUAGGUCAAUGGGAGUUCUUUUAAAUGUUAUAAUUUUCAUGAAAAGAAAUGUUGACACCAGUGAAUGAAACAAUUGCUUUCAUUCUGAAAAUUCUACCACCAUUUGCAUCUAAGAUUAUUUCCAAGGCUUAAAGCCUGAAGCUGAAUAAAAUAAUCUUUCAGAGUCCAGCUUCAAGUUUAGUUGAUGUAAGCUCACUAUUUUUUUCCUACCGCAUGCAUUUUCUAAUGUUUGGGGUGGAUGGUGUGUCGGUUAUGGAAGGCAUAGACGUCAUUACAGGUGCUACGAUCUCACACACACACAAGGAAAUGUUAGUCUCCUUAUUUUAUGAUUGGAAAAUCAAUGACCUAGAGGCAAAAUGGCAUGUUUAAGGACCUGGGAUGACAAGUCAUUCUGCAGUCAGCCACAGAGCCAAAUUUGGACUCCUCAACCAGAACUCCAUGAAAAGCCUGACUUUGCCAAACACUGUGCUGGAAAAGCUAAGCCCCUUUCAUUUGUGAAGUAAAUUUUAAAUUCAAGAUAUUUAGUUUAGAGAAUUGAGUCUUGAGAUGUAAACUACAUGAGAUUUCUUUGGUUUCAAUUGAAUAAUAUUCACUAACAAAUGAUUUACUAAAAUACGUAUUUCUUGGUCCUUAUCAUGUAAUGACAGAUUCACAACAGCAAUAAGGAUGGAGAUUUCCCCAAUAAUUAAUAACACCGAGAGUAGCAAUAUUUUUUACUGUAUUUUCAUUUAAUUGUCAAAGUUGUUUUUGUGGAAAAUUAAAUUCUUCAGAAAUUAAUAAUAAAAUAUGUGAGUCUCAUCAAGGCUAGCAACUUUAAGUCAGUAUUAACAUUUUCAUACUGUUUCUAACAUUUAUUAAGCUAGAUUUUUGAAGCUAUGUCUGGGUAAUUUCCAAUGUUACUUAAAAGUUUUUUUUUCUUUGAGACAGAGUCUCACUCUGUUGCCCAGGCUGGAGUGCAGUGGCCCCAUCUCGGCUCACUGCAAGCUCCGCCUCCCGGGUUCACGCCAUUCUUCUGCCUCAGCCUCCCAAGUAGCUGGGACUACAGGCGCCGUCAUCACGCCUGGCUAAUUUUUUGUUUUUUUUUUUUAGUAGAGACAGGGUUUCACUGUGUUAGCCAGGGUGGUCUCGAUCUCCUGACCUCGUGAUCCACCCACCUCGGCCUCCCAAGGUGCUGGGAUUAUGGGCGUGAGCCACUGCGCCUGGCCUGUUACUUAAAAUUUUUAUACUAGUAAAUAAACUUUUUGUUCACAUUUAUAAAAGCUCUAUAUUUGUUUGACUAGAAAAUAACCCAAAUUUUCUGGACCAGUCAGAGAAUGAUAAAAUUUCACCAAAAAUAAAACAAAAAAAUCCUUCAGAACUGAUAGGUAUAGGUACAACAACUACUAAUAGCAAUAAAGCAAUGGUGCUUUUAUAGUUCCGAUAUGUGUUAUAACAUUUAACAUAAUUGAGGUGUAUAAAAUAAAUUUUUCACCUUAUGCAUUUAAUUUUUGGUGGAUGACCAGUAAUUGCUUUCUUAUUGAAGUUAAAUUUUUGUUAUUUCUAUUCUUGAGAAAAUUUUAUGGGCUAGAGGAGUUAACUGUUAAAUAACAGUUUUGAAAAGCUUGUUAUUAAUUUUAGCAAAGCCCAAGGGAAAUAGUUCAGAACUGAAACAUGUAGUCCAAGUGAUGAAUGAAAAACCAAAAGUUUUUAUUUUCAAAUUUAAAAAUCAAAGUAUAUAAGACCUCUUGGCACUCUUUUUUAAUAAGUACCUUAGUCUUAGGGCCCUAUCCCCAGGCACUCUAAAAAGAUUUACGAACUCUAAAAUCCCUUAAUAGACUGAUUUUCAAAAGUGCUCAUGGAAAAUAAUUCGAACAAAAAUAAAUACAGCCACCAGGAAAGAAGGGAAAAGAAGCAAGGGAUAAUGGCCAUUUUUGAAGAGAAAAGUGAAAAACAAGUGAAGGAAAAAAAGAAUAGAAAAAGGAAUAAGGUAACUAUAAUCACAGUAUUCUUUUUGGAGUUUUGCUUUGGUUUUUAUUCGAGAAUGUUACAAUUAAGCAUAAACCGCAACAGCAAUAAUUUAAAGUGUUUGGUUAUCAUCUGGCAUAAAAAUUUCAGUUAGCUAUCUUUUCUAGAUGUGCACAAAAUUGAUGUUAAUAAAACUGGUUCCUGCCCUCUAA
Molecule: messenger RNA, 4144 nt
Organism: Homo sapiens (human)
Lineage: Eukaryota; Metazoa; Chordata; Mammalia; Primates; Hominidae
Gene: SBSPON
Product: somatomedin B and thrombospondin type 1 domain containing
Exons: 6
Coding region: 654-1346 (230 amino acids)
Source: RefSeq, a predicted model, not a curated record